CUUUGUUUUCCUUUGAUGGAUGAAUGUUGUGCUGCCCACACUGCAUUAAAUCUGUAACAGUGUUGGGAGUACAUGACAUCCAUCUCCCCCCACAUGGUCUCUCGAUUUAAUCUAAUCACAGCCCCACAUCAGUGUCAUUACUAGAUAUACAGACACACACUGCACAUUCAUAUAAGCUGAGAUCAGAGGAUGAAAUCUUGCUGCUGCAACUAUAUAUGGAUCUUGUUGAUGAUGGCAGGGAGGAAACUUGGUUCUUCGGGAACUCGCUUCAUGGGAAAUCAAGAAUGUUCAAUAUGAGACGUCAUUCUCAUCCGCCUUGUCCUUCUACCUCAAACAGUAUCAUAGGCAUGAAUUUAGUAGCUGAGAAAUCCAUGGAACAAACUUAUUCAUCAAUCAAGAAAAUCCCAGAAGGUACACUAACUCGGGCAGGUCCAGCUCUAAUGAAGACAACUUCAAUGCCAACAAACAAAGAAUCAUCAACUAGAAUCUAUAGUACAAUGAAGAAGCAGCAAAUAAUGCAGUGCGGUCGUCAUCUGUCAAGGGCACUAUCAUCCCUGCCAAGUUUUGCAGAAAAGGAAGAAUUUGAAGAAGACGAUGAUGAGGAAAGCGAAUUUUGUAUGGGGAAAUUGAUCAGACAAGCAUCUUUAAACCAUGCAAGAGUUCAACCUCCGCUUCCCUCUGUUAAGGGUCUGAGAAGAAGCUGUAGCAUUUCUAUUGUACCAAAACAGACAAAUAGCAAGAUUACAGGGUGUGACUAUGAAGAGAUAAAACCAAGGAAAGGUAACGAUGGGAAGAAAGAGCGUUUAUGAUAAUAGGACAGAAGGGUUGAAUCAGAGGUUGAUGAGUUUGAAGUUGCAAGAGAGAGAUGAAGAAAAUAAUGUGGUAAGAAGAGGAAAUUGUUCAGAGCUGGCUAAGAGUUGUGGCACUCCUCCAACUCCAUUUCAGAAAUCAUGAAAGCACAGAUCAAAUUCUGGGCCAGAGCCGUGGCAUCAAACGUGCGCCAGGAAUGCUAAUUAAUCAAACUGUAUGUUACAUCUUAACUCUCAGCAUUAACGAUGAUCUAAUCUCUGUCCCGUAAACAUUAACGUACACGAUGUCUUGGUUUAAUGUGUGUUCAUACAGGACAACUCUUUGGAGCAUUUGAUGUUGUACAAAUUCAACAUUUGCCACUGUCCAUGAAAACAUUAUUGGUUUUUGAACUAUAUAUAUCCUCUUUCUCAA
Messenger RNA from Ipomoea triloba (trilobed morning glory), 1221 nucleotides. RefSeq lists its product as uncharacterized. The record is from RefSeq and is a predicted model, not a curated record. Lineage: Eukaryota; Viridiplantae; Streptophyta; Magnoliopsida; Solanales; Convolvulaceae. Bases 216 to 809 code for a protein of 197 amino acids. The transcript is spliced from 2 exons.